CGUCGUGUGAGCCCGGCCCAGCCGGCCGGCGCGUCAUCAUCGCGCGUUGCUGACCGUGAGGACGCACGGCGAUGAUGCAAGGCCCGCGGACGAUUUCAAUCAUGUCUGUGGUGUGGUUGGUAUUCCAAGUGCUGCUGUUAGUGAAUGGGUUACAAGGUGAAGAGGACGAGUGGAUUGAUCCAACAGAUAUGAUCAACUAUGACGCUGCAAGUGGCAGAAUGAGAAGGCCACAUCUGACCAGAAAUGAGCAAGAAGAUGCUGAGACUCAUAAAGAUACAGCAGGAAUUAAUCAGGACCAAGGAUCCAGUCCGGAUUUUGAGAGACAACUUGAUAGCUUAAGCAAGUUUGAAGAAAAUAAACAGGCGCAAUCAGCUGAGGCACCAGGAAUCAGUUGCAAUCCUGUUUUUAAGAGGUAUCUGAAUAAGCUGCUGCUGGAGACGGAAAAAUUAGGUUUGCCAGACAAUGAUAAUGAGGUCCAUUACGAUGCAGAGAUUUACCUGACAAAGCAAGAUGUGUCUGAGAUUAAGAAAUUUCUCGAUGGUAAACCGUGGAAAUCUGGUCCUUUGGAUGAUGCACUUAGUAGACUUCUAGUUAAUUUUAAGUAUCAUGACCCCGAAGUUUGGAAGUGGAAUUUUGAGGACGUAUUUGGAGUGGAUGUCUUAACAAUACUUCAGUUCUUGGCCUGCCUGGUUUGUAUUUUACUAAUUUUUCGCCUGGCGUGGACACCAUUGACACGACCCUAUCGUUUCAUAUGUUUCUGCUUUUUGCUGAGUUUCGUGUGGAAUUGGGUGUUUUUGUACAAGACAGCUUUUGCUAAGCGACAAGCUAAUUUUGCCAAGCUGGAACAUAAUCAACCGAUAUGUACAGGAGUCCACAAGUUGGAUUGGAGCGGCAGUCUGGUUGAGUGGUUCAGGCGAAGGUGGACACUGCAGGAUGACCCAUGUGAGAAAUACUAUGAAGCCCUCCUGGUCCAUCCAGUUUGGGAGGUGCCACCAGCCAGGGCCCUGAUGCUCACCAUAACUACACUCGUCACUGAACCAUUGAAACAUGUUGGGGAACCCACCAGUCAGUUUUUUCGAGACUUGCUUAAAGAUCUACCAUGGCUUUUGCAGGUUCCUGUGACCCUCAUGGUGGUUUUGUCUAUUAUUGCAUUCUGGUAUUCUUGUGGUCAGUCAGUUGUCCGGUAUGGUUUACCUAGAUUCUAUCCUGAUGAUAGUUCCAGACCUGCAAUUGCACAGCAUAGUGCGCCGUGCAUCAUGCAUAAUGGCACCGUCUACCAAAGGGCAGUGUAUGUGGAUUAUCAGGCUGGGGGAGAUGCUCGAUGUCUCCCCAACAUCAGAAGAGAGAGCAACCAUGACGAGUUUGCAGUUCCAGGACAAAAUAACAUGAAUCACCAGGGUGUUGAAGAGAUAAUGAAUUGGGAAGGAGCUGGGGUUUGCGAUAAUGGGCGAGGUGAUAACCAUGUACGCAGGCGAAGAGUACCAGGCGGGACUUCUGCGCACACAUCUGAAGAUCCGAAGGCAAAUUGUGACAUCUUUUUGUCCACUGAACCACUGCCAUUUGGAGAAAAUCUGCAAUAUGCUGCCAGAAAUGUCACAGAAGAUAAGAUCCCCCCUCGGGCUGGACCGGAGGUUGGACAGAGUGAAGAUGGUGAACAGCAAAGUAAGAACAAAGCUGGUUUCCCUCAUAACAACUCCGAUAAUAGAUUGCGCGGUGAGAAAAGAACGGAGGAGAAGAAUAUGCCGGCGCCUAUACGAGCUCUUGAAGAUUCCCGGGCAGCUGAAAGCCCCCUUCAUGUAGUUCCACGGCAUCCAUCAGACAGGAGUCACACAGACACUGAGCCCAUUGGGAAAAAAACUCUUGAGGAAGAGAAGCCUGAAAAUGAGGAAGCCUUCAUAGAAAAUGUGGGAGCACAGGAUUUCAACAAUCUAGACUCUGGACAGAAUCAUGGAACAUGAAGACUCAUGUUGCAGAAAUCACGUUAGUUAUAGCAUGUAACAUACCCUGUAAUAAUAAUUGGUGAUUAGAAAUUUAUGCUGACAUAUGAGACGCCAUCAUUUAAGAUUGGCAUGAUAUAAAACCCAAUGCAAUUUCUCGUUAUUGCUACAUUUUUGAAAUUUUAAUGUAAGUUCUCUACUAGAGAAUGUAAAUGAAACUUACAUUCUCUAGUAGUGCUGACACAUCACUGAUCUAUUUACAUCAGUGCUGCCAUGCAAUUUAAAUAUCUUUAACAAUACUCCAAGUUUGGCUAAUGAUUAUUUUAAAGAGUUGGCAUAACUUUCUAAUUUUAGACCUCAGUUAUUUAUAGCGUGAUAGUGCCCUGGGUCAAUGUGUGUGUACAAUGCCAUGUAUUUUAUUUUGUCAAAUUUCAUCUCACUGUGAUACCUGCUGAGAUGUAUACACGUUUCAAUGUCUCUGUUCCUGCAAUCUUUAGUUUACACUUAUGCAUUGUAGUAAGGAUGGAAUGCAAUAUAAUUUCACGUAUUUCAAUAAGAUUACAUUUCUGAUAUAUUUUAAGCCAGAUCUUUUGGCCCUGCCUACAUGAAGUACCUUGAUCUUCUAUACUAAAAACACAAGAAAACUGUGGUUUACACAUUUAAAUAAUGUGCAUAUACUCUGGCACACAUUGACCCAGGGCAUACUGCUCUACAGCAAACCUCUUCUGUCCUUCACUUGAUGACAAUGUGGGGGUGGGAGUUGCUUUCCCAUAACUUUUUCCAGAAUGAAGAGUGAGACUGGUGGUCACACUUCGCCUCAACAUGAGAUUCCACCCAGAUACAAAUGCAGUGAACAUUAAAUGGUUUGUAACAAAAAUUAAUCAAUUUCUCAACUGGUAACUCAUGCCAAAAUGAUUGAAGGCUUCACCUAUCCAAAUGUUGUGAAUAUUUCAAUAGACAAGCCUGGAUUUUUCACUGACGAUCAUCGCAUUAAUCCACAUACAUUUAAUGGUGAAAGUUGCCAAAAAAAAUGUCCCUAGUUUUUGUAGCAUCUAAAUAGGUUAAAUUGUACAUUUGUACCAUUUACAUUGUUCCAAUCGCUCAGUCUAAUUGGCCACAUAGCUUUUAUCCUGACUCAGACAAAUGAGAGAGCAAACCAUAUUCUUAUUUUUUUUACUGUAGAUGUAACAAAUGUCAUGAUUUCAGAUUAGCACCCUACUUUGUUUGAAAAAAUGUACAUCUGUUUGCACUGAAACAUAAGAUAAUUCACUGUCAUUAUUUAUCCAAGAAUACAAACGCAGCUUGUAACACUAUACUACUGUUAUUAAGUGAAUAUUAAGCUAUUCAGUGAAUAUUAAGCUAUUCAACUAUCAGUGAAGCUAUGUCAAUGAGUAAUUUAUUUUCCAAAAUCACAAGCUUGGGAUCCUCUGUAAAUCUUUACUGCACAAUAGGUCAGACAUUUUAAUGUUCAAUAAUCAACUCCUACUGCUAUGUAUUUUGGAAAAUUAAGACUCAAGAAAUAAGUUUACAGUGCAAAAUAAAUCAAUUAUGGGAAUGUUUGAACAUUUGUAAGAUACAUCAUUAACAAUUUCUUAAUCCAGUGGUAAACAUUUUAAUUUAAAUUUAAAACUCAAUCUCUUGCUUUUCUACAUACAUAUUUCUAAAGUUUAUCCACACAAUUAUGUUUUUGAUAAUGAUGUUCAAAACUGUACUACUAAAAUGUAUACAUUUUAUUCCCCAAUUGUAAUCAAGGAUACAAUAAAUGAUCAGGAGUUGAAUUCAAA
This is a messenger RNA of Amblyraja radiata (thorny skate), 3721 nucleotides long. RefSeq names its product chloride channel CLIC-like 1 (gene clcc1). The transcript is spliced from 13 exons. Gene Ontology annotation, molecular function: chloride channel activity. The record is from RefSeq and is a predicted model, not a curated record. The coding region runs from base 72 to 1958 and encodes 628 amino acids. Gene Ontology annotation, cellular component: membrane; endoplasmic reticulum. NCBI's taxonomy places the organism in Eukaryota, Metazoa, Chordata, Chondrichthyes, Rajiformes, Rajidae.